UGUUUUUUUACAAUGACACUUCUUCUUAAAUUAUAAGGCAGUUUCUUUUCUUUCAUCUUUUUUGUAUGACGCUAUAUAAGGAGGAAAUAGAUGUCUGUGAACGCGACAAAGAUUUACUAGACGACUAUUACUUUAAACGUAAAGUUCAGUACAUGAUGGUGUAUCUAGUCCUUUUCGGGGGCCUUUAUUCCUUAGUUUAUUUGGCAAUAGGAAAACUCCUUAGAAAGGAGGGUGAUAUAGACGAGAUUCCUGUUUCUUACGCGGAGCGUAUAUUAAAUUGGGUUUCUUGUGGUUCCGUAUCGCUGUCUUCAGCAUCCGUCUUGUUACUGCCUCUUAUUAUUUUUUCACACGAGUUGCUACGCCGGUCAUCCGUGCAGUGUCGUUGUGUUUUCUAUCCUUGGCUCGAUUCUGCUUUAUUUGUCGGCUGCUGGGCCUUCGUUUUUCGUGGUGGAAAUUUAUUUUUGUUGGUUCUGAUGCCCAUAACUUUUUUCUUUCACGAGCUUGAAGUUAUAAAAACGCGCCCCUACGAACCAUCGUUUUUUAAACAAUGGAGGCUCUUAUUUUACAAAAUGUUGAAGGCUCUAUUCACUGUUGUUAUAUUCUGGACAAUGCUGGGUCUUCUUACUUUUCUACUUAAUUCCCUCUCCGGACUUGCUUACAGGGAACCGCUUAAAAAUUCUUUAAGCUUUUUGCCUUCAUUACUUGGGCUUUUUUGUGCCUGGAUAUUUUUAGUUUUUGUGCCCAGGGGCAUCCUGAAAAUAGUAACUGCCAGUCUCUCUUCACUGGGCCAUCCUCUCCUGCUCACGGGGGUCUCCGAGAGAAUGGACAAAAUCUUCCUGGAGCGAUCAUCGCUCCUGAGAAAAGUUUCAAACUUUUGCAUUGCUGCAGACAAAAUGAAGUUUGAAAGUUUAAAUGGGGCUGGACUUAAAGCCUACGCAGAACAGCUGGAAUGUCUCACGUGUGAACUGCUUCGCCUGCAGGACGAAAUCCAGAGCUCGACUUAUCUUCGUGCAAUAAAACUACUUUUUCAAGGGCUUAUUUUUGCACUUUCUCUUCUCUGCACCGUGGCGCUGGUAGUGCGCUUAUUUAAAAAGUUGCUGGCUGUCGUGUUGGGAACAGAAGGCACGGCGAUCUUUAUUUUGCAGGAAACUUUUUUUGGCAGAAAAGAAGCGUUUUUCUUAGGAGGCUUUGAGGCCUUUUUUGAGGUCCUACUGCUUCUCUAUUUCUAUGUCUCUGUGUUUUUCGGGCUGUACACUUUUAAAAGCAGAAGUAACGGCCUUCCACGGAAGAGACUGCCAGCAUUCCCUAACAGGAUCUUCGGGAAGUUGUCUUAUCCAUCACGACUGACUCCCAAUAAACUUUUGAUAGUCCGACUGGGAAAAGCGUCCAGACCCCAAGUUUUUUUGAACGCUGCCAUUAUUUCUAUGCUGAGUCUUUCUUUCCCCUUCAUCUCCGUUAGCGCAGGAGUCACUAGCAUUGACGCCCUGGGCCACCUUGAUAGUCUUCCAUGGCUCAGGAGCAGCAAGUUUAUAGCGAUAUACAACUUCUCCUUCUGCAUGAACCUCCUUUUCACUCUUAAAGACACGUUUAAGAGAAGUCAGUCAUUGAAGUAGAAGCUCGGAGCUAUACCAAUUCUUCAGCAUAUACGCAAUGUAAAUUAAUAUUGGUCAAUCGAGCCACGUUUAUUCUACACUCGUUAGCGACCAAUUUG
Molecule: messenger RNA, 1711 nt
Organism: Zophobas morio
Lineage: Eukaryota; Metazoa; Arthropoda; Insecta; Coleoptera; Tenebrionidae
Product: limb region 1 protein homolog
Exons: 16
Coding region: 66-1613 (515 amino acids)
Biological process (GO): signal transduction
Cellular component (GO): plasma membrane
Molecular function (GO): transmembrane signaling receptor activity
Source: RefSeq, a predicted model, not a curated record